Rotaria socialis is the source of this 735-nucleotide messenger RNA. Lineage: Eukaryota; Metazoa; Rotifera; Eurotatoria; Philodinida; Philodinidae. The record is from the annotation of a GenBank genome assembly.
AUGAAUCAGUCUGCGUCAUCAGAUCGAAAAUCUCUUCUAUUAUUUAAUCUAAUUCAACAAUAUGAAAUGUGUCGUCAACAGUCACAAUGUUAUGGACUUAUUCCACCACCACAACCACCCAUGCUGCCAGAACUUAUUCUCGAUAAUUCAUCGUUUACAUUAGCAAAUCAUCGGCAAUAUACGAAGUCAUUUUUUAUUACUUUGACUAUGUGUAUUGUUUUAAUUUCUAUUUGUCUACUCAGUGUUAUUUUUCAAUUCUAUUAUAAAUUACGACAACAUCAUCAUCAAACAAAGCAUACCAAUCUCGCCGAUGAUGUGGCAACAUUUUCACGAAUCGCCCCAUCAUCAUACGAUUCUUUGACACCAUUAACUACUGCAACAGAUCAGUCACCAUUAUCAACAAUUGCUAGCAUGUUCAAUCUAAAUCAUCAACAAGUUCUACCGUCCGACGAUCAAUCAUUUUAUCAUAAUCAUUCACCAAACAUCUAUGAAAAGAUUCGAUUACCAUCAGAUCAUUAUUAUUGUUCAUGUUAUUUAUGUGUUCAGGCAUAUCAUCAUCAUCAACAACAACAACAACAACAGUAUAUUACUAGUAUACAUCAAUUGACACCAUAUUAUUAUACGUGUGAAUCAUCAUCACCAUCAUCACACAUUGUUUGCCAAAACUGUUUAUUAGACAAUUUACAUCGUAAAAACAAUUGUUUUUGUCAUAACUUUUUUAUACCGAUUAAAUAG